Molecule: messenger RNA, 588 nt
Organism: Desarmillaria tabescens
Lineage: Eukaryota; Fungi; Basidiomycota; Agaricomycetes; Agaricales; Physalacriaceae
Product: GTP cyclohydrolase 1 type 2/Nif3
Exons: 5
Coding region: 1-588 (195 amino acids)
Cellular component (GO): mitochondrion; cytoplasm
Source: RefSeq, a predicted model, not a curated record
AUGUCGGUUUUUACGUAUAAACUAAAAGGCAGUAAUCGCGUCUUACUCAUCAUCGACCUUACUGCGUCAGUCAUCGAAGAAUCCAUUACCCUCAAAGCACCGGCCAUCGUCUCCUGCCAUCCACCAAUAUUCAAGCCUCUUCAAUCACUAAGCCUCUUCAAUCCUUUGCAAGCGUCGCUUCUCCGCUGUGCAGCUGAAGGCAUUUCGGUGUUCCCGCCACAUUCAUCAUUGGACUCAGUCUGGGGAGGCCUGAAUGACUGGCUUGUCAAAGGGUUUGGUAUCGGUGAGAUCAGCGCUUUGGUGGACGAGAAACUCGAUGUGAAUGGGACGAGCGAGGAUGCGGAAGGGCGUUUGGUGAUUCUAGACGAGCCAGUGUCUGUGAAGGAGCUCGUGGGUCGGGUGAAGCGGCAGCUUGGGCUAUUACGGGUUCAAGUAGCCUGCCCUUCUGCCGUGCUAAGCAACAUCCAGACAGUGGCGAUAUGCGCUGGGUCAGGAGGAUCUAUGCUGGUUGGACGUGGUGCUGACGUUUAUUUCACCGGGGAGAUGUCGCAUGACGAAGCAUUAGCAUCAGUCGCGCGAUAUCAAUGA